Anopheles funestus (African malaria mosquito) is the source of this 3655-nucleotide messenger RNA. RefSeq names its product connectin-like. NCBI's taxonomy places the organism in Eukaryota, Metazoa, Arthropoda, Insecta, Diptera, Culicidae. Gene Ontology annotation, molecular function: protein binding. The transcript has 5 exons. The record is from RefSeq and is a predicted model, not a curated record. Bases 964 to 2511 code for a protein of 515 amino acids.
AAACAGCGUUCAGUUCCGAAGAAGCUGUGCGUGUGGAGCGUUCGAACGUUUUUCCGAGCAGCCCGUGUGUUGUUUUUCCGUGCGUUCAACGUGAGGACGAACGCUUUUCCGCGGCAAAUUUGCACUCCGCUCGCUUGUGCUAAGCAAGGAUAUCGUGAUAUACGAUCAGUGACGGAUGGUUUUUCCAGGCCAUUUUUUGUUUUGGUUUAACUUUUGCUUGUAGUGUAAAGUGUAGUUUUAAUCCUUGCUUUAUUCAACAGUGCAACAGCAAACCUAGUUCAAGUUGAUUUGAAAUUUAUUUACAACCAACAAAAGAAACAACUUAAUUCCUCGUGGCUAACUCGUACACGUGCGUGAAUUGUGGCGUAAAUGAUAUUCCGCUAGUAGAAGUUAUCGAUCGCGUGACAAAGAGAAGAGAAUAGAGGGAAGAAAAGAAACAACAACAAAUGUUAAACCGAAAGUGUGUGCAAAAUAUUGGUGUCCAUAAAGGCCGUUUGUGAGGCAGCAUAAAUCACCACCAAUCUUCCUAUUUUACUUUUCGUUUUAUCGGUGGUAAAAUGUUUCACUUUACUUUUGCUGUGAUGAUUAUGUGAGUGCUUAUGUAGUGCUUCGUGUAUGUGUGCACGUGCCCGUUUGAACAAAGCUAGUUAAAAUUUCACUAAGUAAAGUGUGAUAGUGUGUGAGAAGCGAGUGAAAAAGUUGCCUGUGAAGAACACUUCCUAGCCUCGAAUCGAAGGAUACUAAAAAUAAGGAUAGCAAACGGAGAGUUCUAUCUUGUGGUUUUUUAGUUUGUUUGCUUUGCUUUGCUAUUCUUAAAGACCCGGUUAAAGGUGGUCCAGUUCAGUCCAGUUCAAGAGAUCGUACACAACAGAUCUCCCAGGAACCGAAACACGGCUGACAUUUAAACACAAUUAGAAUUAUAACAUUCAACGAAUCGGAAAGGGUUCUCUCUGGAUCUACACCAUGAGGACGAUAAACAUAGACCGAACCCUGACAGGGCUGAUGCUGGUACUGCUGGCAACACUGCCCUGCACAACCGUUGCCCGAAGCUAUGAAAAGCAAACCGUGCGCAAGGGCAAAUCGGCACAGAUUAUAUCGUCCGCACCGACGAUCACAACGCCACUGAUGGACCUUUGCUCGGAAGACAUCAACAUGAAGCUUGCCUGUCACUGUUCGCCAGAAAGUCACGCCAAAGCGCAGAAAGCUUCCUGCUCCAUCUUUGACGGUGAGUUGCCGCGCAAAGAUUACAACUGGCUCGCGUUUCACACGCAAACCGAGCUGGAGCAUUUGAAAUUUACCGUGCGUAAAUCGGGCAACCUAACGUACAUCCCGUCGGACGUGAUCGCAACGCUGUACAAGCUGCGUACGCUCACGAUCGAGUACGGUAUCAUCGGUGACAUCUAUCCGUUCGCAUUCGGCAACCUGACGGAGCUGCGGGUUAUCAAUCUGCCGAACAAUCAGAUCGUAACGCUACACGGUAACGCAUUCGCGCAUCACAAAUCCCUCGAGGAGUUGAUGCUGGAAAACAACUACAUCAAGAAGAUCGAUCGGGACGCGUUUGUGGAUGUGCCGAAGCUGAUCAAGCUGAACCUGGCGAACAACAGCAUCUUCAACCUGCAUGACAAUGGAUUUGAGGAGCUGACAAAGUUGGAAGAGUUGCGCCUCGAGUCGAACCAGAUCGCUGUGCUGGCCCGGGAGUACUUUAAGGGGUUGGAGAAUUUGAAGAUCCUGAAGCUGUCGUACAACGAUGUGGAAUAUCUGGGUGCGUUCGUGUUUGCUGAUCUGUGGAGCUUACAGAUGCUUUUCCUGGACAGCAAUCGAAUUGAGAAAAUCGACGAACGUGCCUUUGACGGACUGACCAGCCUGAACUAUCUGCAUCUGGAAAACAAUCGCAUCACCACCAUCGACAGUGCCACGUUUACCAGCGUGUCGGCACUCCAGCUGCUCAAUCUGGACUCUAACCGUCUGACCACCAUGACGUACGGUCACAUCGUUCCGCUGAUGGACAAUCUGGUGAACAACAGUGCGCUACUGUCACUGCGUGAUAAUCGUUUGAUCUGCGACUGCCGGCUCUCGUGGAUGUACGACCUGAGCGAUAGUACGCGUAACGAGGAGCUGCGCGAAAGUCUCAAGGGAAUCGAUUGCAUCCUCGGCCAAACGCCCGAGGAACCGACCCGUUCACCGCUGGCCAGCUCGUACGAUUUCGGCCAGCUGGACGAGAACGGUGAAUACAUCGAUGACUCGGCCAGCGAGAAUGAUGCACUCGCUAAGGAGGCACCGCAAACCGUCAACGUGCUAAAGCUGGGCCGCGAAGAACUGCCCUGUCCGGAGGAAUUGGCCGGACCGACCGGUGAUCCGAAUCCACGUGAAUCCAAAGGUUUGUUCAAUCUGUCCUGGAACAGUUCGGCAGCCGGUGAUCGAUAUGGUGGCAGCAUCGGCAGCAGUAGUAUAGUGCUGUUAGCGAUAGUGACCGCCGGCCUCGGUGUAGUACGUAGAACGCUUAGCUGUUAAGUGCGAGGAGAGGAAAUAACUUAUUUUCGUAGUGAGGGUGCGUGUUUCUUUCUCGUUCGGUUAUUUUUCACCCACCCAUUUUUGGAUGAUCACUAUUCACACGUCGAGCAACAUUGAGCAUCCUUCGGCCUUUACUAAAACGCUUUCACUCUCCACACAUCCCCAUCACCGCUCAGUACACCCCUCCUCCCCAUACAAUCCUUAAUACAUUUUUUCGACAAAACACACAAGUACACACACGCACACAUCGUGGAGAGCGGAAGCGAAACACCCUACACCGUGAAUGUAAUAUAUAGCGAAAGUGAGGGACAAUUUUGCCAACCUAUUUCGUAGCGUUUUAGCAGAACACGAUAGAUAAGUAGUGUGUAUCGGUCAUUAGAGGGGACGGAAUGUAUGUUUUCCUUUUGAAAUUUUCUGGUAGAUUUUAGUCAACCGUGGGUCAAUUCAUGCUCACUCUCAAUCAUACAAUCACAAAAUCACAUACCUAAACCCAUGAAGCGCUGCAUUUGAUGAUUGUUUUUCUUGUUCUUCAUUUGUCACAAUGAUAAAACUCCUUCCUCCCCAAAAGAUACUCCGAAGAUUGAUCGAUUGUGCAGCAUCCACGUUUACUGGUUGGGCACUGUAUGAAAAGUAUGGUUCGAUAAGGCAGCUGUUUCACCAUGCUGUAGAAACAGUACAGUAAAUCUGACAAGGGUAACAUUUUUUUCUUUUUUAUAAUAAAAAACAAACAAACAAAUCAGAAAACAUAUAAAUAGAUUUUAAGAUAGAGAGAAAACACUGGAAGACGAAACCCCUUGCAACUGAUACGAUAUAAGAAACAAGAGAGAUGGGUAAAGAAACAUAAAAAAGAGAACAAAAAAAAAAACUAAAACUAAUAAGUCAAUAAACCAAGCGAAACAAACCAAAAGACAGUGAAACCACAGUUUGAAGCAUCGGCAUUUAAAGAAAACGGAACUGUACACCAAUAGGAAAGUGCAACGUGAGAUACGUUACGAUAUGUAAGGAAACGUAAAAGGGGAAUGCAUUUAACAAACCAACAGUAAAGAAAAUCCCGAAAAUCCACUGUAAAAGCCGUGUCGCAAUGUGAAUAAAGUGUGAAGAAGGUGAGAAAAAUAGAAAUAAAAUUUUAAAGUAAGUAAGUAAA